Messenger RNA from Chelonoidis abingdonii (Abingdon island giant tortoise), 1440 nucleotides. Its product is annotated as hyaluronidase-1-like. The record is from RefSeq and is a predicted model, not a curated record. Gene Ontology annotation, molecular function: hyalurononglucosaminidase activity. Gene Ontology annotation, biological process: hyaluronan catabolic process; carbohydrate metabolic process. Lineage: Eukaryota; Metazoa; Chordata; Testudines; Testudinidae. Gene Ontology annotation, cellular component: cytoplasmic vesicle.
AUGUACAAUCUGUGGAUUAAAUGGAUAGAAAUUACAAUGCUGCUUAUUAUGGUUGAUGGCCAACUGCUCAAGCAGGCAAAGGCCCCAUUGCUACUCCACAAACCUUUCAUUGUUGUUUGGAAUGCACCUACGGAACAGUGCAGACUGCGGUACAAGGUGGACCUAGAUCUCAAUGUUUUUGACAUUGCAUCAAACACCAAUGAAACUUUGAGUGGAUCCAAUGUGACAAUCUUUUAUCACACUCAUUUGGGGCAUUACCCCUAUUACUUAGACAAUGGGGUUCCUGUCAAUGGAGGGGUGCCACAGAAUGAGAGCCUGAUAAAACACCUUAACAAAGCUAAGUCUGACAUUGACCAUUCCAUACCCUUGAAGAAAUUCCAAGGACUUGCAGUCAUUGACUGGGAAAAUUGGAGGCCCCAGUGGGACAGGAACUGGGGUAAUAAAACCAUUUAUAGGAAUAAGUCUCUCGAACUGGUUAGGAGACGCCAUCCUCAAUGGUCAGAGGACAAAAUUAGGAAAGUUGCUAAGGAAGAAUUUGAAAAUGCUGGCAAGAGUUUUAUGAACAACACUAUCCUUCUGGCUGAGCACAUGAGACCGAAUGGUCUAUGGGGUUAUUAUCUUUACCCAGACUGCUACAAUUAUGAUUACAAAGAACAUCCAAAAGUAUACACAGGUAGAUGCCCAGACAUUGAAUCUUCCCGCAAUGAUCUACUGCUUUGGCUGUGGAAAGAAAGCACUGCUCUUUAUCCAUCCAUCUAUCUGGAUUAUAUAUUGAAGUCAAGUCCAAAUGCUCUGAAGUUCGUUCACUAUCGGGUUAAGGAAGCAAUACGUAUUGCCUCAGUUGCUAGAAAAGACUAUGUUUUGCCUGUUUUUGUUUACUCCAGACCAUUUUAUGCCUAUACUUUGCAUGUUUUGACAGAGACUGACCUGGUGAACACUAUUGGAGAGAGUGCUGCUUUGGGAGCAGCAGGGGUUGUCCUUUGGGGAAGCAUGCAGUAUGCCAGCUCAAAGGAGAGCUGCUCAGUUGUGAAAAAAUACAUAGAUGGCCCCUUAGGACAUUAUGUCAUUAAUGUAACCUCAGCAGCCAAACUCUGCAGUAAAGUUCUGUGUAAGAAAAAUGGGAGAUGCAUUCGUAAAAUCAGUGACUCUUCUGCUAAUCUGCACUUGUCGCAAAAUAGUUUUGAGAUUGGGGUCCACCAUUCUGAAAAAGGCCCAAGAUUCUUUGUGACUGGAAAACCUAGACCAGAAGAUAUAAAGGCCAUGAAGCAGAGCUUCACAUGUCAGUGUUACCAAGGCUGGACUGGGAUAUUUUGUGAACUGCCUGACCGAAGUCUACUUGAGCAAUGGGCUCACACUCUGUUUAAUAGAUCAAAAAAUAAAAUGUUCAACUUUCUUUUAUUUGGAUCCAUGCAGGUUUUUCUGCUUCUCAUUAUACAUUAA